This is a messenger RNA of Ochotona curzoniae (black-lipped pika), 834 nucleotides long. Its product is annotated as EP300-interacting inhibitor of differentiation 2-like. The coding region runs from base 1 to 579 and encodes 192 amino acids. The transcript has a single exon. The record is from RefSeq and is a predicted model, not a curated record. Gene Ontology annotation, cellular component: nucleoplasm. Gene Ontology annotation, biological process: negative regulation of DNA-templated transcription. NCBI's taxonomy places the organism in Eukaryota, Metazoa, Chordata, Mammalia, Lagomorpha, Ochotonidae. Gene Ontology annotation, molecular function: transcription corepressor activity.
AUGUCCCAGCCGCCCGCAGACUGCAGCCAAGGCGACGCCCCGCGCGCCGAGGGAAGCGGCGGGAGACGGGAGCCGGAGGAGGCCGGGGGAGGCGCGAUGGCGGCAGCCCGGGGAGCCCGGCUGGCGGCGGCCCGAGCUGGAGGAGCUGGCCCGGCACCAGCAGCAGCAGCCGCGUCCCGGGAGGCGCGCAUGGCAGAGGUCGCCCGACUCCUGGGGGAGCCCCUGGAGGACGAGGGUCCCGAGGGCAGGCCGCGCUCGCGGGGGGCGCUGGCCGCCUUGCCCUACCUGCGCCUCCGGCACCCUCUGAGCGUAUUGGGGAUCAAUUAUCAACAGUUCCUCCGCCACUACCUGGAAAACUACCCGAUCGCCCCCGGUCGCAUCCAGGAGCUGGAGGAGCGGCGGCGGCGCUUCGUGGAAGCCUGCCGGGCGCGCGAGGCCGCCUUCGACGCCGAGUACCAGCGCAACCCGCAGCGCAUGGACUUCGACGUGCUGACCUUCACCAUCGCCCUGACCGCGUCCGAAGUCAUCAAUCCCCUCAUCGAAGAACUGGGCUGCGAUAAGUUCAUCCACAGGGAGUAGCUGGAGUGGUGAGGUGGGGAGGAGUGGAGGUGGGGGAGCCUGGGCCUCUCGCUGCGCUCAGCCUUGGACACUGGACAGAAGUCCACCACAGCGAGCCCAUGGGCCACGAGGGACGCCCGGGAGCCCCCUGCGAAAGCAACAGCAAAAACGGGACGACGCCGAAAGCAUUGCAAGACACCCCCAACCCUGCGCGCCUGCGUGCGCCCUCGCGCGCGCACCCCCAGUUGGUAGUGAAGCCGGUUUCUUCCCACCCUC